CCGUGGAUAAGGCGGCGGACCGAAUAGUUCCAUGGAGUUUCGUUGUAGUAUAAAGAGAACUAUCGUACACAGCCAGAGCGUCUAUCCGCACUAUGGUCUCUGACAAGUUGCUAGUUCUCUCGUCUCUGUUCUUGGUCGCUUUUGCUCAGCUUCCUCCUGAGAUCACUUCUGGAGAACAAAGAGUCCUGUUUGAGAACGAACAUUCUCAAAGCUCUGUCCGCUCGUACACACCGGACAGGGAUAUCUACGUUCCUUUCGUCAACGUUGAGGGCGGUGAACAUGAACAAUGGACACUCUCCAAGACUCAAGGCGGAUACACUAUUGGAAAUGUGGCCACUGGCGGAUUCAUCAAGGCUGAAGAUAAACGUCUAGUGACUACCACGAGUGAGGGGAACGCAACAACGUUUGCCAUCUCGCCUGCAGGCGGAGACUCGUACGUAAUCAAGCUUCCCUACGAGGAUCUCGUAUGGACUGUUCAAAAUCCGGUCAAUUACCAAGGCGCUGUUAUACUUGCCCCAUCUGUCGGGAGCGAUGCCCAGCUGUGGUACAUUGACGAGGCAGAUGAGUCUUGCGACGUCGAUUAGCUAGCUAACUUGCCUACAAUUGCCGUUGUACUCACUGAUCUAUGUGAACUACGAAUGAGAUGGAACUACGA
Messenger RNA from Desarmillaria tabescens, 655 nucleotides. RefSeq lists its product as uncharacterized. The coding region runs from base 93 to 584 and encodes 163 amino acids. The record is from RefSeq and is a predicted model, not a curated record. Lineage: Eukaryota; Fungi; Basidiomycota; Agaricomycetes; Agaricales; Physalacriaceae. The transcript is spliced from 6 exons.